GUCAUUCUACUGUCAUCUUUACUGUCAUCUUCAACCGAUCCGAGCAUACAAAUUUGUGAUGUAUCCUGCGCCGCUCGUUGGUGGUUUGAAACGGAACGGCUACCAUCUUGGCCCAAAGAUAGGCAGCGGUAACUACUCCACCGUACGACUGGCGACGCAUAUCGGUCGUGAUGGUAAGAAUAAGCUUUGGGCUUGCAAAAUCGUCGACCUGGCCAAGUGCAGCGAACAGACGAGGGAAAAGUUCUUUCCGCGCGAGCUGGACAUUAUGACGCGCGUCAAACAUCCUCACCUACUGAGGGUGCAUUGUGUGGUGCGAUGCAACGAGUGCGUCUACAUAUUUAUGCCGUACGCCCGGCGUGGAGAUCUCUUCCAGUACAUCAACAAGCAUGGACCGUUGCGGGAGCCUCAAGCAAAGGAAUGGUUCGCGCAGCUCCUGCAGGCCGUCCACUAUCUCCACUCGAACGGCAUCGCGCAUCGGGACGUAAAGUGUGAAAAUCUGAUGAUCACCGACGACGGCAAGCUGCUGCUGGGGGAUUUCGGUUUCGCCAAACAAUGCUGGUCAGUGGAGCCGCCCGCCAGCUGCGGCACACGGCACCAUUGGUCGGAAACGUUCUGCGGUUCGGCCUCCUACGCCGCUCCGGAGGUGAUCACCGGACAACGGUACGACCCGAUGGUGGCCGACCUCUGGUCGAUGGGUAUCGUGCUGUUUAUGAUGCUCAACGGUGCGCUCCCAUUCCGCGAGCCGAACAUGAAACAAUUGGUCAAACUACAAACCGAACGACGCUACUGCUUCGAACCUCUGCUACCGAAGACUCCUUCGGCCGCCGCUAAGGCGACGAUCGACCAUCUGCUUCAUCCUGAUCCGGCGCAAAGAAUUCAGAUGGGCGCGUUGAGGAAGCUGAGCUGGGUAACGGGAAGCCCCCGGCACACCAAAUGAAGCCACUCUAAGGCAGAACCAACCGCUUUUUUGCCAAUUUGAAACAUUACCGGAACUGUUCAAUAAUACACCGCUCAAAAUAAUA
This is a messenger RNA of Anopheles cruzii, 1022 nucleotides long. Its product is annotated as testis-specific serine/threonine-protein kinase 6-like. Gene Ontology annotation, cellular component: cytoplasm. The coding region runs from base 59 to 937 and encodes 292 amino acids. Gene Ontology annotation, molecular function: ATP binding; tau-protein kinase activity; protein serine/threonine kinase activity. Gene Ontology annotation, biological process: protein phosphorylation; microtubule cytoskeleton organization; intracellular signal transduction. The transcript has a single exon. Lineage: Eukaryota; Metazoa; Arthropoda; Insecta; Diptera; Culicidae. The record is from RefSeq and is a predicted model, not a curated record.